AUGCCCGCCGUCGCCCGCGUCACCGCCGCUGGUAGCAAGCUCCCACUGCUCGGCAAACAGGGCGACUGGUUCAAGGUCAAGCUCCCCGCCGGUGAUGGUUGGCUCCCUGCCAAGGACGGCAAGCGCACAGGCGGCGAGGCCCCCGAGCCGAUCGAAGGCGUGCGAGAGGUCCUGGCGCAGUCCCCGAUCAUUGGCACCUGGCAACCGGCGACGAUGCUCACAGACAAGUCCACCAUCGACCUCGACCUGAAGGCCAACGACGAGACCUCGAUCAAGGACUACUACAUCUUCGUCUACAACCGCACCAACUCGACGGUGAACACGCGCAAGGUACGCUACCAACGCGUCGGGAAGCACGACCUGGAGUUGACCUCCAACGUGCCGCUGUUCGAAGGGAUGAACCGUAUCGCGAUUUAUGUGCGCGAUGGCGACGGCAUGACCUCGACGCGCUCGGCAUACGUCUUCCGCAAAAGACAUGGCACCAACCCGAAGCUUUCCGUCGGCGAUCAAGCGCCUGAUUUCGAACUCGAGAGCGAUGACAGCGGCACGAUCAAGCUCGCCGAUCUUCGCGGAAAGAAGGUCAUCCUCUACUUCUACCCCAAGGAUAUGACGCCUGGCUGCACCACGCAGGCGUGUGACUUCAGAGACAACCAGAGCGCCUUCGAGGACGCCGGCUACACCGUCCUCGGCGUCUCGCCGGACCCGGUCAAGCGGCACGCGAAGUUUCGCGAGAAGCACGACCUCAACUUCCCGCUGCUCGCGGACACGGACAACAGCGUCGCUGAUGCCUACGGCGUCUGGCGCGAGAAGAAGAACUUCGGCAAGACGUAUAUGGGGAUCGUGCGCUCGACGUUCUUUAUCGACGAAGAGGGCAAGCUCACGGACAUCCAGGACAACGUCCGCGCCAAGGGGCACGUCGAGCGCUUGAUCGAAGCGAUUUGA
Molecule: messenger RNA, 942 nt
Organism: Ostreobium quekettii
Lineage: Eukaryota; Viridiplantae; Chlorophyta; Ulvophyceae; Bryopsidales; Ostreobiaceae
Source: the annotation of a GenBank genome assembly